Molecule: messenger RNA, 2750 nt
Organism: Ricinus communis (castor bean)
Lineage: Eukaryota; Viridiplantae; Streptophyta; Magnoliopsida; Malpighiales; Euphorbiaceae
Product: BRCA1-associated RING domain protein 1
Exons: 12
Coding region: 293-2614 (773 amino acids)
Biological process (GO): negative regulation of fatty acid biosynthetic process; double-strand break repair via homologous recombination; positive regulation of transcription by RNA polymerase II
Cellular component (GO): BRCA1-BARD1 complex; BRCA1-A complex; plasma membrane
Molecular function (GO): ubiquitin-protein transferase activity; metal ion binding
Source: RefSeq, a predicted model, not a curated record
AAAACGUCUUUCCUCGUGUCAAUGUCAUAACCGCCUACGAUUUUAUUUUGCCGCCUGAAUUCACAUGUUCCCUUUAAAACCCGAGUAUCUUAAAACAUCCUACCCGUCCACGUGUUCUCAUCACACCCCUCAUCGAUCUAACUCCCUUAAAUAAGUUAUUCAUGCACAUUGCACACCACUACCCACACACUCAGCAAAAAGAAAGAAAAAAUAAAAAUAAAAAAAUCACACACACGCGCGCGCUUACGGAAAUUCUGAUUUGGGUUUUGAGGAUUAGCUUAGUUUUGCUGAAAUGGCGGAUUCAAUGAAACAUAAUAGUGUUAUUAGGUCAAUGAAUCCGUGGGUUCUUCAUCUUCAAAAACUGGGUCUUGAACUGAAAUGUCCUCUCUGUUUGAACUUUCUAAAGCGACCAUUUUUGCUUCCUUGUGAUCACAUUUUCUGCAAGUUUGUAGCUUUCCAUGACUUUCCUCUUCUUCUCCUUGAUUUUUAUUGCACUUUUUAUUUUUAUUUUUAUCUGGGUAUUUGUUGCAGUUCAUGUUUACAUGAAAGGACAAAGUUUGCUUCUGAGUGUCCUGUUUGUAAAGCUCAAUAUGUUGGGCGAGAUUUGAGGCCCUUGCCUUUCAUUGAAAACAUGGUGGCAAUCUAUAGAAGUUUGGAUUCUGCUUUCUGUGCCAAUAUGUUUCAGUCCAGCUGCUCUGAUACUGGGAAAAUUUCAGAGCAAUGCCCAACUUCAGCAGGUGCAGAUUGCAAUGAUAAAUUGAGUAAGGAAUCAAUUGGUCAGGAAGACAAUUCAAGCAGUGGAAGGUCCAUGUAUUUGCUAAAAGGCAAUCAGUUAGCUCAGGUUCCAUUGAAUUCUUCUCAAAAUGGGGCUCGAAACAUUGACAUGGCAGACAAAUCCAAUGUGCAAAGAGUAACUAAAGACGGAGAAUAUGAGAUAGUUGGUGGUGAUGCUAAACAAAAUAUCAAUUCUACACCUAUAAGUUCCCAGGUGAGAGCUGGUAGGCUCCAAGAGUGUGGGCUUUUGAGAAUAAGUACAAAUCAGUCUGAUCAAUUGUCAACUGGCAGUCCUCCUUCAUUUGGUGAUGUUAAAAGUCCAGAAAAUGACAGCUGUGAUCAGGGUGAUGAUAGUCCAACAAAUUAUCAAGCAAUACGACUGGUCAAGCGAAGUCCUGAUGACAUGACAAGUCAGGAAAGGCAUGAUGGUUUUGCCUCUGGAACUGAAGGAGGCAAUUUAAGAGACCCAAAGAGACAUAAGAAGUUGGACUAUGGACAAUUAAAUCGAGACACAAAUAGGAGCAGCCCAAUUAGCUCUCAAACUGAAAAUCCGGGGGCCUGUUGUUCUCAAUUAGGACAUAAGUUUGUGCCACCUCAUAUUGAUGGACAGCCUCCUGCAUUGUUAGAAGACUCAUCUGUGGCAAAAAUUAUGUGUGGAUUUUGUCAGUCCUCCAGAACAUCAAAGGACACGGGUCCAAUGCUCCACUAUGUCAAUGGGAAGUUGGUAGAGGGAGAUGAGGCAUCUGGAUCCAAUGCCCUACAUGUUCACAGGAUAUGUAUUGAAUGGGCUCCGCAAGUGUAUUUUGUUGAUGAAACUGUUAAGAAUCUGAAGGCAGAAUUGGCUAGGGGUUCGAAGUUAAAGUGCAGCAAAUGUGGGCUUAAGGGAGCAGCUCUAGGCUGCUUUCAGAAAUCUUGCCGUAGAAGCUACCAUGUUACCUGUGCGAUGGAAAUUGCUGGGUGCAGAUGGGAUUAUGAUAACUUCCUUGUGCUUUGUCCAUCCCAUUCUUCAGUCAGAUUUCCAGACGAGAAGAAAUCCAAGUCUAAGAAGCACAGCUUAGAAUGUCAUCACGUGCCAACUCAAGUACCCCCACAACAGCCUAACUUUUGGGCAGAAUCAGCCACUGGAGCGAAGGAAUGGGUAUUUUGUGGAUCUGCUCUAUCUUCUGAGGAAAAGUCUCUUUUGAUUGAGUUUGGGCGCAUGAUUGGUGUGCCUGUGACUAAAUUCUGGCAACCAAAUGUCACACAUGUUAUUGCUGCCACAGAUACAAAGGGGGCAUGUACCAGGACACUGAAAGUUCUAAUGGCCAUUUUGAACGGAAGAUGGGUUCUUACAAUUGACUGGGUGAAGGCAUGCAUGAGAUCUAUGCAUUAUGUGGAUGAAGAACCUUAUGAAGUCAGUCUUGAUAACCAUGGAUGCCAUAGUGGCCCCAGAACUGGCAGGCUCAGUGUGUUGGAUAAUGCGCCGAAGCUCUUUAGCGGCUUAAAUUUCUAUUUCGCUGGUGACUUUGUCUCGGGUUACAAGGAAGAUCUCCAGAAUUUGGUCCUUGCUGCCGGAGGUACUAUUUUGGAUAGCAAGGAAAAAGUAGUGGAGCAAAGUCAUAACGAGGCGACACCUUCAAGAACAUUAGUUGUCUAUAACUUUGAUCCUCCACUGGGAUGCAAGUUAGGAGAAGAAGUUACAAUUCUCUGGCAGAGACUAAGUGAAGCAGAAGAUCUAGCUGCUAAAAUUGGAUCCCAGGUCAUUGCCCAUACAUGGCUAUUAGAGUCUAUUGCUUCCUAUAAGUUCCAACCUUUUGUCAGCUUAAAUAGUACUCAUGAUGACAAUAACUUGUUAGCAUAACAUAGAAAUGUUCCCAAAUUUUGUUUGCCCCAAGCAUGCGCAUUUUUUUGUUAGAUUCAUCUCUGUAAUUCUGCUCAGGAUGUUGUAAUCUGAAUGAUUUUAAAUGCAAUCAUAGUGCUCCCUCAUUUACGUUUCA